Messenger RNA from Maniola jurtina (meadow brown), 5156 nucleotides. RefSeq names its product leucine-rich PPR motif-containing protein, mitochondrial (gene bsf). NCBI's taxonomy places the organism in Eukaryota, Metazoa, Arthropoda, Insecta, Lepidoptera, Nymphalidae. Gene Ontology annotation, molecular function: protein binding. Bases 169 to 4101 code for a protein of 1310 amino acids. The record is from RefSeq and is a predicted model, not a curated record. The transcript has 10 exons.
GUCAAGAUUAAAAAUUGAAAUGACAUAACAUGAGAUAACCUAAAAAUUGUCGAGCAGCGAGACAGAAAUUAAAGAUAGAAAAAUAGUUCAUUAAAUACGAAAAAGACCGAGAUAAAACAAUUGUGUUUUGAAAAACAUUAAUGUGUUAAUUCUUAAUUUUAUACUAAAAUGUCGUCUCUUUUGCGAUCAACAAAACUUGUGCGAUAUUUUACUGGUGCGGCAAGAACUUUGAUAUUAAACUCUGCUAAGACUGCAGAUGCUAAUUUAUUAAUCAACCCAAAGGCUUUGAGUGCUUCUAACAAUGUCCUCCUACGAGAUUAUGCCACUAGAAAAAGUGAGAGCCUCGAUCCAUUACUCCAGAAGUUGGACCUGGAGGUGAGGAAAUUUGGGAGAAUCACAAAAAAGGAUAUAGAUGAAGUAUUUGAUGAGCUACGAGCCAAUCAUGACAUUACUAGCUCACAAUCAUUAUUGGUUAUCAGAUGUUGUGGGGACCUUGUACCUGAAGAACUGCCUGAGCAAAGAACCCUUCUUGUUCAGAAGAUAUGGAAUGUAUUGACAGAAAGGGGUAUACCCAUGGAUGUCUCCCACUACAAUGCUCUACUCAGAGUCUAUAUUGAGAAUGAACAUCCCUUCUCUCCGGCAAAAUUCCUGGAAGAAAUGGAAAAGAAAGGCUUGCAACCAAAUAGGGUGACAUACCAAAGACUCAUGUGGCGUUACUGCCAAGAAGGUGACGUAGAUGGCGCCACUAAAGUCCUGGAGAAAAUGAGGGAAUUAAACAUGCCAGUGUCCGAACCAGUUCUCAAUGCCCUUAUCAUGGGCCAUGCGUUCCACGGAGACACUGAUGGUGCGAAGGCAGUUUUAGAUACCAUGGCAGGAGCUGGUCUGAAACCGUCCAAUCGUACAUAUGCUUUGUUAGCAUGUGGUUAUGCAAAGCAGGGAGAUAUUGUUAAUGUAGAAAAUAUUAUCACAGCUGCUAAGGAAGAAGACAAUCAUUUGACUGAUAAGGAUUUACUAGAUAUUGUAGAACAACUAGCUCUGGGUGGUCAUGGGGAUAAAGUUGAACAGAUAUUCCCUCACUUACACAAAUCCGCCGGCUACAACCAAGAAGUGUGCAACCUCAUUCUCAAGCUCCUGAACAAAGGUCAUGAGGAUAUCGCCAAGAAAGUCAUGAAAACAAUGCCCAAAGCUUCAAACCAAGAAGACACAAUGUUCAAAGGUGCUUUCUACAUAAAACAUUUGUUAAAAGUAAAGAAAUCUGCCGAUGAAAUAAUUCAAUCUUGUAGGGAACUUCAGGACGAAGGUCUUGUACCUAAUGCGUUAUACAUUGCGACAGAAGCAUCAUUGAAUCAAGGACGCACUGAAUUAGCCCUAAAACUCUUCAAAGAACUCCAAAAAGACGGCAUGGAAAUAAGGCAACAUUACUAUUGGCCCCUCCUAGUACAAAAAGGCAAAGAGCGCGACGAAGAAGGUCUUUUGCAAAUCCUUCGCAAUAUGGCCAAUGAAGGUCUAACACCAACUGGGGAAGCUCUUAGAGAUUACGUCAUUCCUUAUAUGAUGGAGACUGAUACUCCGCAAAAUAUAAUCACGAAGCUACAACUGGCUAAUGUACCGAUAUUCCAUAGUGCGAGAAAUGUAAUGGUUGAACUUUUACAUGCUGGGGAAAUACAAAAAGCCGCUAACAUAGCGUUUAACUAUCGUCCAAGAGGGCAGUUUGCUUUAAUAAGACGCCCGCUUAUAAACGCGUUUAACAAAACGAAAGAUAUUAACUCCUUUGUUAAUAUACUUCACGUCAUAAGCAGUGGUCCGGUCACACCCCAAGAAGAUGUCUCAAAUGAGGAUUUAACUGAUGAAAACGUUACAACAAAUGAAAUAGGCCGUACAUUGAAAAGCGGUAUCAAAGUUGUCGCAAGAGAUAAUAUGGUAGAGGCGCUAUUAACUAAAGCAUUGGCUAAAGGACUGAGAAUAAGUACUGCAGCUGCUGAAGAUAUUCAACAAUUUCUGGGCAAUAAUAUGACAACUCGUAUAUCUGAACUUCUUACAGAGUUGACAUCUCCAGAUUUGGAAAUUGCGCCUUUAGAGAAUUCACGCCGUAACCAAGGUACGCGAUCGGCAGCACAGCUGGAAAAACUAUUGGAACAAGUCCAAAGCAAAGAUGGCAACAACAUAAAUAGGUUACGAAAACAAGUGCUUCAAGCGUAUAUCCAAGAAAACAAUGUUGAAAAGGUGAACAGCCUUGUUGAAGACUUUAAAUCUCAGGCAGACUUUGAACUAAAUUUGUACACACUUGCACAGUUGUUUGAAUUCUACUGCACCAACGAUUUGAUUGAUAAAGCGUUUGAAAUGAAAGCUCAGAUAACCGCAAAAGAUCCUGAAUUUGUAUUGAACAAGUACAAAAGCGUUCAGAUGGCGUAUGCAUUGGUACGGGCUAAUAGAUUUGAUGAAGCUGUCCAAUUCCUUAAGGAGAACAAGUCUUCAAGUGACGUUGAGAAUACAAGUUUCUUACUGAACUCUAAAGCGUGGCAGAUGCUGAACUGUUUGGCUGAAACAAAGGAUGAGGCUAAGGUUAAAGAAAUGACUGCAGUGCUCAUAGACAACGGAUUCAUAGAGCCCUCUAACGUCAUUCUGGGGCCAUUAAUAAAGGUCCACUUACUAAAAGACGACAUAGAAAGUGCCUUGAAAGAGUUCGAACUUUGCUGCCAGAAGUAUAGAAGCACGCCGUGGAAGGGAGAGUUGAUGAAAGCUCUCAUAUUGAAGGAGGAUGCAACAAAAUUGCAAUGGCUAGCUGACCUCAGCACACAGAUUCACGGCGAAGUAAACAUCCUCCACGACCUCGUGCUAGCUUUUGUGGAGUGCGGACGUCUGCGACAAGCGAGACGCAUCCUCGAGACACCUGGACUGCAGACGCGACACAAGCGCCUCACCGACGCCUGCCUGCGAUACGUUGAGGAGGGAAAAUCUGAAUAUCUAGAAGGCCUCCUCGAAGCAACAAAAGAGCUCUCGCACAUCGAUCGUUCAAACAUUUUCUACCACUUACUCGUAACAUAUUGCAAAGCCAAUGAAACCGACAAGGCCUUAGGUCUCUGGACAGUAUUACAAGAAGAGGGUGAAGUGCCGAGCGAUCAAUUCCUGAUAUAUCUCGGAAACCACUUAAAAUCCAAGGAUAGACAAAUCCCAUUCGUAAUACCGGAACAAGUUGCACCGAAACCAGAACCACAACAAACAAAAACUGUGAUCCAAACUAAGAAAUCCGAGAACGAACAACCAAAACCAGUGAAGAAAGACGUAACAGCGCAAAUAGAGAAAUUAACCCAAGAUGGGAAAACUUCGCAGGCUCUGGAGUACGCGUUAAAGUCGAUCGAAGAUGGUGUUUUCCCUAAGACGAAUGUCCUUAAGUUCCUAUUGAAACACUUAGCAGAGCAGGGUGAAGUGGAAAAAAUUCAGGCUUUAGGUAAACAUCUCAACGAGGCGAUGCGUCGCAACGUGACGUACGACGACAAGCUGACCCUUGCUGUAUUCACGAAGGGCAACGGCGCCCAACACGUCGACAAUGUACUGAACGCCGUGGAGUCUGCCACUACUGAUGAGGAGAUUGUAACUGCUUUGAGGAAGUUCCCUCGAAGCAGUGCGCUGGCCAAGGCGGUCCAAAAUGAGGACUUGGCUACCAAAUGUCACAAAGUUGCAGAAUUGGCAGCGUCAAAAGGUCACGUUCUACCCGCCAACUUACUAUGGAUGGAAUAUCUAUUAGCAGACAAAGACAGUGAAGCCGAUUCUCUAUGGAAGAAAUGUUUACAAGACGCAAGCGUAGUUGUGUUCAGAAGACUUCUUCAAGAAAGUCACACGAGGCGGGAACCACAGAGAAUAGAGAAAUUAAUUGAACUCCUGAAAACUAAUAAACAAAUUUCCCCAGCAUCUGUUGGUAAUGCUUACUCGAGAUUGAUCAACUUCUAUUUGGUCGAUAACAAAAUCGACGAGGCAAAAGAAGUAUUGGAUCGCGCCUUAAACAGUGGAAUCGCGAGCGAAAAUCUAAAUAAAACUAGCAUCAAAAGGUUGAAAGAAGCGUUAGAAGCGAAUGGGAAAACGUUCGACUAUAAUAUCAUGUAAAUUAGUUAUAUAUAAAUUUUGGAUAAAUAAUUAGGUUUUUUCAAGAUCAAAUUGUUAACUGCUUGCAACUAAACCUUAAAUUUCAUUACUUAAAAGGGUAUCCAACUUGCGAUAUAGUUUGCAUCAGGUAAAAAAAACACCUUGAAACUGUACUGUGAGCGAUUGAGGCACCACGGUGUCUGUCCUGCCGCACUAUUGGUUUGUCAGUAAAUAUUUCGCUUAUAUAGCUCUUUUUGACAGCAUCUGUAGUCUUAAUUAUAACAUUAAAUCUAUUUAAUUCCAAAUAAGUUCGGACAAAAAUAAAUAAUACUUAAUUAUUCUUGUUCCUUAAUAAUUCUGCACUUAGAUUAGAUACAUAAUAUUUUUUUUUUUUUUACUUUGUUUUAUAUAAUUGUGACAGUAUGGAGACUUAAAAUCUAGGAUACAGAAAAAAUGUUUAACAGCCUGUGCAGAUGAGGGACUUUUGCCUGCAGAGGACAAAAAUGGAUUACUACGAACUGCAUCGAGUAGCGCACCCGAUGGACUAAUAUAAUAAAUAAUACGGUGAAAUACCGUACUGGUACCGUAGAGAUGAGGGACUUUGUCCUCCGCUGACAAUAAUCUCUCGUCUGCGCAGGCCCUAAGGAGACUUAAAUUCUUUUUUUAAACAUUUAUUGACCUCGCGUCGUGUUCAAUUUUUUGUAAAGCGUGAACUUCUAUUUUAAUAAAGGUCCCAGUUCCUAAAUAAAGGAGUGGAUUUGUCCUUGUUAAAUAAAACACUGAAAAAAAAUUUAAAUGUGGCAUGAUUAUAUUUUUUUCCUGUAAAUCAACAUAAUAUUAGGUAUUAUAAAAAAUAACAGCAACAAAAUAUAAUUAUUUGUAUUGUACUUCUUGUAACGCCAAGCUCUACAAGAAGUAUGCACUUUCAUAAAUUAGAUUAGAGACAAUCAUAUUUCAUUAAUUUUAUUGUAAGACUAAAGAAUUGUGUAUCAUGACGUAUAUCUAGAUGUGAUUGGUUCCAUAAGAUUCCGUGUGAGUAUUUUAGUAACUAGUCUAAAAUAAAUUAUUACAAGUUA